CCAACCCAACAUGGAAGCAGCAAACUGAACGCUGAAUGUUUUCCGUACAUGGAUAUGUUUUCGUCCUUCCUUCCCUCCGUACCCAAUGAACGGAUCCACAUUCCCUGUUUUCUGGCUCGGUCAGCACUAAGUCACGGCCCCAAAACAACUACGUAGAUGGCAGCUACGACUUGUGGGCAGCGGUGACCAUGGCCAUGACCAUGACUGACGGCGGCCAUCUGGCCCUUUACCCACGCUGUAGCAUUUGCGCAUACAAGGUAUCGAGGCACGAACGGGUAAUCGCACUCUUUGGGAACCAUGAUUCGACAUCUUACCGCGGUCACACUAGACCCUUCCCUUUUCCUCGGGCGGGGGGCAUCAUCACCAGGGUCAAUGGCCGUGAAUUGUGCCGCUAUCCCGAUUGUAAGAGAUGUGCCGUUUCACCCGAGUUCACUCUUAGUCACCAUGACUGCUUCGAGGUCUUCCGGCAACAAUGCUCUGUCAGUGCCUCGGUCGCUUUGGACCGUCUCUGGAUCUUGACUACGUGGAAGAAACCCUGGGAUGGAGCGCAGCCUCGCCAUUUCCCGAUCCCGAUGGUGGACAGGGACACACUGAGGACGAUAUCUCGCUUCUGCGGAUUGCCGCACCUAUACACACUGCCGCUGGAGCUGCUUGAGAUGAUCCGCCAACACACCAAGGACUCGUUUGUGUGGAGAUGCAUCCCGGUAGUACAGUUAGCUGACUGUGCGUCGGCUCUAAAUCCGGAGCCGCUCUUCACCUUCCCGCUUCGAGAUAUUCUCUCUUGGGAGCGUGGCGGGAAGCUUGAACGGGUCAUGGAAACCUGGUCACCAUCACCACCACCGAUACUGAGGUUGACCGUCGACCCUCUUGGCAUUAGCAAAGUCGAACGCCUCCCUGACCCGCCUAGAUAUACAGGCGAAUGUGCUAGUCACCUCGCCUUUAUCGUCGAAGAUGGGACCUUCAUUCCUGAGGCGGUGGCACAGUUCAAGUACGGACGGCUCCGCCUUGGUUUGCCCGUUUGGCUCCGGACGAUUCCCAUUUGGAACACUCCCACGCCGCCGUCCUUAGCUCUUUGCAAAGCCUAUCCCAACGAUCUUACUUCGUGCCAUAUCUUCCAUACGGUAGAGAUGGACAAGAUAAAAGGCAUUACUUUCUUUUUCUCCGGAGGCAAGCUGUUUGGAAUCAAUGUCCACCACUCAGACAAGUCGUGCGCCAUCGACACUUUUGCAACUCUUCCUGGCCGACUUCGCUGGGGCAUUGUGUGGAUCUAUUUGCCGAUAUCACAGCACGACCCUGUCCUCGUUCUCGGUAUCCGGGAAACAGAGAGAUUUCAGAAUGUCCUCGUCAGGACGGCGCUCAUGGGCGACAUCAUCGUUGCCUCAAAAUUCGCAACCCGAAGAGUGGUAAAGGACCGAUGUCUAGCCAUAUCGGCUCCAGUGACAAUGGUUUACAGUGAACCGAAGGAAGGACGCCCGAUCCGUUUCUUCGGCUCCCGCUGCGCCCCGCCCUUGGAUCAGCCUCGUCCCGCGCCAUUCUUGUUGGAAGAUCCCGGCUUCUGGCCAGUUUUUGGCGAUGCGUACUUCUCAUGGGCCCCUCUGUCCGGUGUUUCGUCAACCGUGGUCUUUUACGACCAGGACACCGGGUUCUGCCGAGGUAUCCUGUUUCACUACCUGAAUGGGGGUGUCCGGGCGGUUGGCCAGUGCCGUCUAGGGGUAGACCCGACAGAGAAUGUUGCCCGGCCAGUCCAGCUUUGUUACCGACGCGAUUCGCCUGCUGUGGGGCCCAGCGGGGUGACGCAGGUGGAGUUUACGCAACACGACAUACAGACGCAUCGCGAGGGGUGGGAGUUUCGCUCAAUGAGGGGGGUUGUCAAGUUCUGGUUUACCACCACAUCUUCGUAUCUCGUUGUUCAAGAUUGUGACGAUUGAAAAACUGUUCAUCAUGACUAUUCCUCGACAGACUGAAGGGCAUUUUCUCUCGGAAACUCUUCUGUUCCGGUUUGUGAAGAAGACUCGGUAAACCCUCCU
Chaetomium fimeti is the source of this 2027-nucleotide messenger RNA. RefSeq lists its product as uncharacterized. The transcript has 3 exons. Bases 189 to 1928 code for a protein of 579 amino acids. The record is from RefSeq and is a predicted model, not a curated record. Lineage: Eukaryota; Fungi; Ascomycota; Sordariomycetes; Sordariales; Chaetomiaceae.